CCGGGAUUGGUGGUCGUAGGCGGCGCCCCCCACUGGGGCCACUGAGAACGGUGCACUGGAGCUGAACUUCAGGGGGCGCCUCCGCUACCAGAGGCUCCAGAGCGCUGCAUUGGUAUGGUGGCCGCCAGCCCAACGCCUCGAGAUAAAGACACCUCACGCUUGGCCUGCGACUGUCUCAACGCCGGAACCAUCAGAGGGACAAUUGGCGGCCGGUGUCGGGCCUGGUCCCGUCUGUUUCGAAAUAUCAAUACCAUAACAUCAUAUAUCUUCCGCUUGCCCACAAACCGAGCCGUUUCACCGCUCGAGCCCGGUUCUGAAAUGACGCCCACCCCGGUCCCUUAUGCGAAACUUCACAUGUUGAGUUUUCUGUGUGGGUGGACAAAGUACGACAGCCGGAAGCAGAGCCAACGUCAUCUUUUGUUUACAUGGAUCAUAUCAACAUCCCAUCGCGUCAACAACAAAAAAAAAAUCUCAAACCUUUUUUUUCGAUCCCGCGUUCCGCUUUUCCAUCGGAAACCCACAAGCUCCGAUCGGCCCAGGCCUGGGCCGCUCCAAAAUACGACAUUGCGGCUUGAGAUGCACAUUUCAUGCAACGCCUCACAAUGCCUAUCCUCGGGCCAGGUCGCUCGGGAUAUCCCUGUCUUCCUUAUCCCGUCCCACCCAAAAAAAAACCCAACCUGUUCGUUCUGUUGCCCGGCGUUACCGUGGCUGGCCUAACACAGUCACGUCAUCUACACAGCCAGAGGCUUGCAGUGGGAGCUGAAUGUACAUCAUGUCAACAGCCAGCAGUCAUUGAAGCAUCCUGACUCGUCGGACACCCGCAUUCAGCUUGAGGCUGUGUGACACAUGGAUUGCUUGUUUCAACAAAAAGGGUAUGUAGAUUCAAUUUGUUGUGUUGCAACGCCAUUCAGUAGAGGAACAGUCGCUUCUUGGCGUCUUCCACCACCCACGCCAAUCCCUCCUUGAGAUUGUUGCCCGUCAUGGCACUGCAUGGCAAAAUGUGCCAGUGGUGUGUCCGUAUGGACUCCAGUUGCAGAGACUAGGCAUCCGAAGUCGGUCAUUAGCCUCGUCCUUGAUGUCCUCUCUUGCCUACAACUUACCGCGAGAAUCUCUUGCUCUGUCA
Molecule: messenger RNA, 1123 nt
Organism: Ilyonectria robusta
Lineage: Eukaryota; Fungi; Ascomycota; Sordariomycetes; Hypocreales; Nectriaceae
Exons: 1
Coding region: 115-717 (200 amino acids)
Source: RefSeq, a predicted model, not a curated record